Messenger RNA from Penicillium cataractarum, 1611 nucleotides. Its product is annotated as sugar porter family MFS transporter. Lineage: Eukaryota; Fungi; Ascomycota; Eurotiomycetes; Eurotiales; Aspergillaceae. The transcript is spliced from 6 exons. Bases 1 to 1611 code for a protein of 536 amino acids. Gene Ontology annotation, molecular function: carbohydrate:proton symporter activity. Gene Ontology annotation, cellular component: membrane. The record is from RefSeq and is a predicted model, not a curated record. Gene Ontology annotation, biological process: carbohydrate transport; transmembrane transport.
AUGGGCUUUCGGGCCGUCGAGGAUCGUCCUACCCCAAAGGAGGUCUACAACUGGCGCUUGUACUCCGAGGCAAUCAUCAUUGCUACUGGAUCAUUGCUUUUCGGAUAUGACUCGGCCUUUGUGGGCACGACUAUUUCACGCGAGAGCUUCCUGACCGAUUUCCAUAUCACCAAGGCCAACAGUAGUGCCAUCUCAAGCAAUAUUACCUCGAUCUUUCAAGCUGGCGCAUUCUUUGGGGCUCUUUUCUGCUUUUUCUUUACUGAGCGUUUUGGUCGAAAAUGGACACUACAAAUCAAUGUGUUUGUAUUCAUCAUUGGUGCGGUGAUGAUGACCGCGGCGACCCAUCAAUUGGGUCUCAUUUACGCCGGUCGUGUGUUGACGGGUAUUGGCUGCGGCGCGAUUACGGCUACCGUUCCUAGCUAUAUUGCAGAGCUAUCCAUUCCCUCCAUUCGAGGUAUCUUGACAGGUUUCUUCGAGUGCGCCUACCAGAUUGGUUCCGUGAUCGGAUUCUGGAUCAACUUUGGUAUCACGGAGAACAUGUCCGCCAAGUCGUCGACAAGUUGGAGGAUUCCCAUGGGCGUACAGCUCAUUCCCGCGGUGAUUCUAUUCAUCGGUGGAUUUUUCCUUCACGAGUCUCCGCUCUGGCUUAUGCGCAAAGAGCGCAAUGACGAGGCCUAUCGUGCCCUCGAAACCUUGCGCAGGUUACCCGUGGAUCACCCCUACCUGCAGCAGGAGAUUCAGCUCAUUCAGAACCGAUUGAAUGAAGAAGCGAGUGUCGCAAGCAAGUAUGGCCAGGGACCGUGGGCUUUCUUCCGUGGUGCGAUGGACGAGUUCUCGCGCCGAGGUAUGCGUAAUCGUGUGUUCCUCGUCUUCUGUGCUUUUGCUUUGAAUAAUCUUUCCGGUGCUUCUGCUAUCAAUUACUACUCGCCUACUCUGUUCGCGUCCAUCGGAAUCAAGGAUACGGCGCUGUACACCGGAAUUUACGGUCUCGUCAAGGCGGUUGCAUCCCUCAUCUUCUACAUUGCUUUCGUUGACAGAAUUGGUCGUCGUCGCCCAGUCAUUGUAUCUUCGAUUGUCUGCUCCCUCUGCCUCUGGUACGUCGGUGCCUAUGUCAAGGUUGGUAACCCUGCCGCCGUCAUUGCCGAUGGCGGUACUCUGUCAGACUCCACGACUGGCGGGGGUCACGCAGCAACUGCAAUGAUUAUGAUCUACGCCGUGUUCUGGUCAUUCGGCCUCAAUGGUAUUCCCUGGAUUGUCUCUGCGGAGAUUUUCCCGGGUGCCUUACGAAACUUCUCCGGCACUUGGGCGGCCCUCGUCCAAUGGGCCACUCAGUUCCCGAUGAGCAAAUGUCUUCCGUAUAUGUUCAACUCUUUUGGAUACGGAACUUGGUUCUUUUUCGCGGGUUUCAUGGUCGUUGCCACUGUUUGGUCUUACUUCCUACUCCCCGAGACUAAGGGUUUGACGAUUGAUCAAAUGGAUAUGAUCUUCGGUUACAAUCAACCUGGACACCGCGGCAUUCCACACACUCGCAUUACCCAGACUCACUUGGAAGCAUCCAAUGCAGGUGCUCCUGAUAAACCGACCCAGCCCGAGCAUUUCGAGAUUGUCUAA